This is a messenger RNA of Aspergillus melleus, 810 nucleotides long. RefSeq lists its product as uncharacterized. Lineage: Eukaryota; Fungi; Ascomycota; Eurotiomycetes; Eurotiales; Aspergillaceae. Bases 1 to 810 code for a protein of 269 amino acids. The transcript has a single exon. The record is from RefSeq and is a predicted model, not a curated record.
AUGGCUGACGAUCGACUCCAGCCCACUCCUUCCCAGCUAGAAACCGCGACAAAUCAAGCUCGAACAUAUUGGCGGUGGCUCACGGAAAAGGCCAUUACGUGCCUUCAGAAUGGAACCGCUCUUGGACCCAUCUUCCCCCGGGAUAUGCUCUGCAGAGUUCCCGCGAUACCAGCAACGCAACUUUCCGUGUAUGAAGUUGCUUGCUCCGAUUCUCCCACGAAAGCGCUUCUGACGGGAGAAUCAUCGACAAUGCGCGUGGCCGAAGCGGGACAAUGCGAUGUCGGCGAGGCGAUGAAAGAGAUCCGAGGGGCUCUGCUGAUAGGGGUCCAGUCGUCGAGUGCUUGCACUUUGUCUGGAACGAGUUUUCGACCAUGGCGAGCGACUGGGAGCGGGGAUCAAAGACAGCCAAACUAUAUUGCGAUACUGUCGCUUGCUUGGUCUUAUAUUCUUUGUACCCGUCUGGUUGAAACCCAGCAGCAGGACAGCGCUGAGGUCACUUACACGGACUCGACGGCGAGUUGGAAUCGACCUGCUCCAACGGAUCGGAAUGCGCCACGGAUCGAAAUUGAUAUUGGCAGGGUAAACAGGCGUGUUGCUCGAUGGUGGGCGGCUAUCUUGGCUCCCAAUCUGGGAUGGAGGGCUAUCGUCACUAAUAUGAAAAAUGAGGUCUACCUCGCACCGUGGUCGAUCUCUUUACAAGGGAAGCAAGAAUUCAGGGUUGUAUGGCAGGACGAUGGACCCCUUGCGCAAAACUCUGCGACCUCUUUGCCUCCCACAUCUCAGGAUGCGUUGAAAGAAAAUCCUCGCUGA